Messenger RNA from Seminavis robusta, 1023 nucleotides. NCBI's taxonomy places the organism in Eukaryota, Bacillariophyta, Bacillariophyceae, Naviculales, Naviculaceae. The record is from the annotation of a GenBank genome assembly.
AUGUCGUUGCUCGGUUACAUCAGCCGCUUCUCUACUGCAAUCGCGGUCGGAUCCAUCUCAUUCGCGGGGCUCGUGCUGUGUGCGUGGAGUUCAGCUUUUGCUUCCUUCUUCAUCCAAGCGUCGAUGGCUGACGGGCAAGACGAUCGGGGCGCUCGCAUCUUUGGCUGUCUGUUUGCAGGGACCUCGAUUCUUGCCGUCUCGUUGAUUCGAUUGCUCAUGUUACUGGUCAAGGAUCACAUCCAUCGCCACUGCGACGGAGAAGAGGGGGAACAGACCGAGCACAUGGGCAAAGCUACGACAGCCAUUGGAUUCUUUAUAGGUUUUGGUUUGCCGUGGGUUGCUCUGGAAACGGUGCUCAAUGGGUUUGUGUCGACCUACAAACUUGUUUUUGCAGCAACCAUGUGCAUUCUCUGGCUUUUUGCCAGUGACACGACGGACAAAGUCAGGGCAAAACAUGGCGACAACAACAAGCGACGAAGUUGCGUGGGCAUCUUUUUCCUUUGGGUACUGGAAUUUACGCUUCACGUUCUCUUUACAAGCUCCGUUACGAUUUGGCUCAUGGAAUACGCAUUUGGGAAGGUGCUCGAGGGACAGUCAAACCUUUGUGUUUUCAUGUAUGCUUGGACGGUCUCAUCUGUUGUAGCCAUUUCAACCUACCGAAUGCAAGCCAAUUUGUCUUCAAGAUUCCGGUGCUGCUUGCGUAUGAGUUACUUGCAGUGGAAUACGAAGGACAAGCGUCAACGCAAGGCCUAUUUCGCUGAGAAUUUGUUUGCUCUUGUGGCCGUGGUAACAUUGAGCUCCAUAUGGAUGAGGGUCCAGGUCUUUCACAUGACAAUCGAUCCAACUAUGGCUCAUUCCGCUAUAGCUUUUUUGAACAUUGGUUCGUUGUUGUUGUUGGCCCACAACUUUGUUGUGUUUCUGGAGCCUGAAGAGGGAUCUCCAGAGGAUGGCAAGGAUGACUCUAAGGGCAAACAAUUCGACUGGCAGGACGAGCUCUCAGUCCCAUUAGUGAGAGUGGUGUAA